This is a messenger RNA of Leptinotarsa decemlineata (Colorado potato beetle), 5107 nucleotides long. RefSeq lists its product as uncharacterized. The record is from RefSeq and is a predicted model, not a curated record. Lineage: Eukaryota; Metazoa; Arthropoda; Insecta; Coleoptera; Chrysomelidae.
GAGAAGGAUCUUGUUUCAGUGAUUCAAUUCAGUUGAGUACGCGAUUGGUUCGGUGGAAGUGGAUGUACCCGCCACAGAACAGAUGGAUUCAUUUCCAUCCAAUGUCAGCUCGUCAGUGAUAGCUGUUGGCAACACGGCAUAGAAUUUCGUUCGUUCACCUUUCAGAAAAUAUUUACUGCAAGUGCCUAAUUAGACCUAAAAGUGUGAAAACAAUCGUUAAAUUGUCAGACAGUGUCAGUUGAAAGUGCUAAAGGAUUUUUUUGACAGUUGUCUUCACCUGAAAAGAUAAAGAAAUUUCCGAAAGUAUGAGAUAAUAACAUUGACAAAUGGACAAUCACGACCAUGGAAAGGAACAAGAUAGAGAAAGGCGGAAUUCUAACACCGAAUACUUACCAACCAAAUGUCGAAUCACAAAACCAGCCCCUCCAAAACCUGCUACAAACCCUCUGCAAUUCAUAAAAGUGGCACCAUGUCCUCUAUUCCAAAAAGCCCAGGAACAAAUAAAAAAAGUCGAAGAAAUAAAAAAGGAAGAGAAAGAAAUGAGGACCGAGGUUGAAGACUGGCAACAGAACCUUGACAACUGGAAAAGCAGUAGAAGAAAACGGCAGGUGCACAUAAUAGAAAGAGUGGUGGAAGUAAAAAAACUCACAGAACAAGAGGAAAUGGAGAGAACGAGGCGGAAAAGCAAAACGUUUAGCGAAAUGAUGGAAGAAAGGAGUAAAGGAAGACAUAAAUUCAGUAUACCUUUAUACGAAGACGAUUCAAACGACUUAAGCGAUUACGGUAUUGGCAGCAGCAGUUCAAAGACCAAUAGCAUCAAAGAUGUCGAUACUGAUGAUAGCUGUAGCAUUUUGGACGAAAAGGACAAUCAUUCUUUCGAUUCAUCUAGUAAUAGGGAAAACUCGAGUGCAUCAAACCAAAGUCAAAGCGAAGAUGAAACAAAUACAACCCAAAAAGAACCGAGAAUUAUCAAUAAUAACAAUAUUUGUUCGAAAACCUAUACCAGCACCUACGUUACUAGCUGUAACUUGGGUAAUAAAAAUCCCGAAGUCCCACCUAAAACAAUGUCAUCAAUCGAAACGAAAUCCUAUUCAGAGCCCAAGGAACCAAAGCAAUAUACUUACGAGGGAGCCAUUCAGGACUACAGGACUAGAAUUCAGACUAUAAAUUCAGAUGAAUCUAGAAACAAAACUAGAGAACUUUCAGACAUUGUACUACCAAAAGGAGAAAUCUCCAAACGAAAGGGUUUAUUUGAAAACAAAAACGUGGAAAUCAACCACUUGGAAAAUUCAACUGCUCGAAGAUUGUCUGAAGACUUCGUUAACGCUAGGAGUAUCAAAGAUAGGUUGAAAAGUCUGGGACAGUCGACGGAUCAAGGGUGUAAGUCAACGGAAAAGAGCGAGGUACAAAUUUCUGUGAAACAGAGGCUGCUGAACUUCAAUAAGCAAAAUGACUCUGACACUACUAAUAACAACCCACCAAAGGUCAGCUCUAACAAAAUUAGCAACUAUCUCUUAGACAAAUCCAGCAGUGCUUCUAAGUUCGAAACAAAGAAAACCUCGAGCUGGAAAAGCGACUCUUCAGAUCGAUGUUUCAGCCCUGAAACGGAACUUUACGUGAACAAACUCAACAUGUUCAACAGGGAUUUGGAUAACUUGAUGAUGAACAACUGCACGGACGAGAACUAUGCUCCAUCUGUAGCUUCAACUGAAUUUACUGCUGUUUCUUCAGAUCGCGACGAUAGCGGUAUUCAUACAACUGACGUAUCUUGUUCGGUCAGUCAAGCUGACGAACCAACUGAUACUGAUGAUGUUUCAUCUAAUGUUAAUAAUAGACUCAACGAAGAAACUCUCACGCAGUUUGAAAAGGAUCUUACCCAGUUCCAAGCUGAAAUGGAUCAGUUCCAAAUAAGGAGCAUACGGACUGAAAAUAAUAAUGUUGAACAACCUGAAAAAAGACGCAAAGAAACUAUUGCAGCAUUUUCCAAGCAAAUGCUUAUCGAUUCCACCAACAACCUUCUGGAGUCGUUGAAGAAAGACUCCUCAGAAAAUCUACCUGACCUAAGAACUGUAAAAGAAGAAGUAGCUACUGCUACAGAAGCUCUGCCUGUAAUCAAACCAAAGCCUGUAAUAUAUGAAAACGUAGAGUUUAAACGAUUCAGUCCGGCAGUCGACUUUAUCACUAACAAUUUCGUGAUGGAUUCCCAGUUUGCAGGGUUCAACACUACUAGGGAACCUCCGAAAGUGAAACCUCCACCUCCUCCUCCACCGAAAGAUGAAGAAGAGUACUUCCCAGAUCCCAUGAAGCGCGAAAACUCGACAAAAAGGAUCAAGAAAGAAAUACAUAUCAAACGCUCGAGUUUUCUUGGCUUAGAAGAACCUAUUGUCGAUACAGAAAUCGUUUUGGAAAAACCACCAGAGCUGAACAGUUUUUUUCAGAGAGAAGCUAAAAUGGAAAAGUCCUUAUACCGAAAAAUCCACGAAGAUCAUCUAGGUGGGGUGCUGAGUAAGGUGGAGAGUCAGGAUUCUGGAUUAGACAUAGAUAGAGGUCGAUUGUCUAGUGAUACAUGGUGCAGCAGUGUUGGGGAUUCAAGUGUUCCCAGCCAUGAAAGACAAGCCAGUGAGCAAACAAAUAGUAUUACUUCUGAGGAAGACGAAAUAACCAAGAAGGAAAGAGAAAUAAUUGAAUUAGUAGAAAAGGAAGAACAGUUUAGAGAUACUGCUGAUUAUGUUCACAAGGAAAUACCUGCGGCCAUUUUCAAUAUCAAAAAGGAUUCUGCUUACGAACUGUCGCUGGGUAGUGAACAGUUUGGUAGACCAUAUUUUCAUGAACAAACCUCAGAUUUUUUAAAAGAAGAUUCGGAAGUUCUGAAGGUCGAACAAGAACUAAGGCAGUUGGAACUGGGAGAACUGGAAAGACAAUGUGACAACAUGUUAUUUCGUGAAAGCAGAGCUAAAGCCCACCUCCAGAACAACAGACAUUCAUUAGAGAACAUAUACGACAAAAUAGGGCAUGGACAUAACUAUGACAGUUCGAAAGAUUGUCGAAAAUCAAUGCCUGAAUUGGCCAGAAACGAUAUGAGAAAGGAUUUACCAAUCCUUGGGCCAUUAAUCCCUUUUUACGAAUACGAAAAUCUCCCACCUGUUGAUUAUAAAAGAAGUUUCCAGUCGUCAGACAAUCUCGUAGACUCAGAUAUCGGGAUACCUCUGGCCCAUCGCAAAUCCAUGCCAGAGCUCCAACAUGUGUAUCAAAAUUAUGCUUUGGAACCUCGGAGACCUUUAGUGGAAACUGACAUGAGAGUCCCCAUAGACCACCGGAAAUCUAUGCCAGAAUUGCAACACGAUGUAAAUUAUUCUGCAUUCAAAACUCCUAGACCAUCUAUAAUUCCUGGAAGGCCUAUCCGACCUAUCCAAAAUUGGACUGGUUUCGAACCACAAGGUAGUCAGCCAGUUUCGAGGCAAUUAGGAGCAGUUCCUCGCCCAAGGCAAGACAAAUGGAUACAACAACCCAAAAUCAAUUCUGAGGGCCGGAACUAUAAUCAGCAUUGGGUUAUCCAGGAAGCGGAGUUGAGAAGGAUAUCUGAUCAGAAAAAAAACAUUGCUUCUAAUAUGAAUUGGCAACAACCCAGGCCACGUACUCAAAACAGGCUGAAUGCCAAUGAUCGUCUACAGCAAACUGUGAGAACGGAUGGAAACUACAAAAAAGACCUCUUGCAGCAUUCUUACCUCAGUCAUCCUCAGGCUAUGAACCAUGCUUCGCCGACUAUGACUUACUCUCCGCCGAUGGUUGUGGACGAGUCCCAAGAUAGGAUUUUGAGUGUUAGUGGCAAAAAGAAAUGUUCAUAUUGUGGAAAUGAAUUAGGUCGAGGGGCAGCCAUGAUCAUUGAAAGUUUGUGCCUUUUUUACCACAUGGAAUGUUUCAAGUGCUGUGUUUGUCACGUUCAAUUAGGCGACGGCAUGAUGGGAACUGAUGUUCGUGUUCGCAAUGAGAAGCUGCACUGCCAUAACUGCUACUCUAGCGAUGAUGGUGUCAAGUUCAGUUGCGUCUGAUGUAUAUACUCUCCUUGUAAAUAUAUUAUUUAUAAUCUGUAUUUGUUUUGUAUCAUAGUUGAAUAGUUGAUUGUAAUUAACACCUAUUUAUUAGAGUAGCCGGUUGUGAUUUGAGAAAAUUUGGCAUUUGUUUUGGGAAAACGAUUACAUUUCUAUUCCUUACAAAUGCUGUUGGAUGCAAUAAUGAACAAAUUUAUUAGUAUAAGUGCCAAAUUGUAUGUUUUGUAAUUUUCUUUUGGGUAUCAACUAGUUGAUUACGUUUUUGUUUUCUCAUGCUGGAUAUCUUAUUUUUUCGAUCUUCAGUUAUGCUAUUGUCAUUUGUUUCGUUUGCGUUACUUUGAAUUUGUUCAACUUUUUCCAGUAAAUGAUUUUUGCAACAUCUGUUGCAACUCCUUUUUGACUUGAAGAAAAUGUUUUUUCUUCGUGGAUGUUGUUUCAUAGUAUUUUUGAAGAUUGAUUGUUCCAUUAUUAUAUUCCAGAUUGAAUUUGUUGUUUUCUACCAUUUUAUUUCCUGUUGAAAUGAAUAUUGAUCUGUUUGAAGACAAUAAAUAAGAUAUUGGUCAAUUCUACAAAAUUAUAAAGAUUUUAUCAUAGAAUUGUUGAUCUAAUUGUAAUUCUGGUUUGGAUUCAUUUCUGUUGUGAAAUUAUUGGUGUACAUGCAGGAUUACUAGCAAUGAAAGUAAAUUCUGACACUUGACAGCUUUAGUAUCCCAGUGAAGGUUCAGAAAUAAAAUAGUCAUAUUCUUAGGUCUGUGGCCAUGUACAGUAUCAGUCAUAUUUUUUUAUGAUCUAUUGGUCCUGAGAUACUUGUCAUAUUUCCAUUGCAUGCUGUUUUUGAAAAACAGUAAGAUGUAUUACUGCAGGAGUUCUGAAAGCAAUUGUUGUACUCUAAUAAUUUAUUUUAUUUGAUGUCGAGAGUUAUAUUAGGUAUUCUUAACAAACAUACCAAAAUGUUAGUUUCUAGUGAUUCUUAUUGACUUACCUACUUUAUAUACAUAUGAAUAUAUAAAUCUAGUGUAAUAUAUGUUUACUACAAUAAAGGAUAUCAUGGUUAACAG